Molecule: messenger RNA, 1768 nt
Organism: Hansenula anomala
Lineage: Eukaryota; Fungi; Ascomycota; Saccharomycetes; Phaffomycetales; Wickerhamomycetaceae
Product: pepsin-like aspartic protease
Exons: 2
Coding region: 323-1768 (481 amino acids)
Biological process (GO): proteolysis
Molecular function (GO): aspartic-type endopeptidase activity
Source: RefSeq, a predicted model, not a curated record
AAAAAAGACAAAACAAUUGACAAGCUGAACUCGGUCCAAAAUAAAGUGUUUGCCAAAUUCUCAACCUUAUCCUCGAGCUCCAUACUCGAACUUCAAGGACAUCAACACGUCCAUCACCUCUAACCUCUCACCUUUCGAUUUGUUUGUCUAGUUGCUGGCAGCAUUUCUCAUCACCAUUAAUACCCACAUUCCUUUCAUCACCACAUUCUUUAACCACUGUCAACAAACUGUCAACAACCUUCAACAACCUUCAACAACAACUUUGUCCUUCGUGUUCUUUCAAGGAAACACUAUUGGAGCUUCAUAUACAUUGCAUCAAAUCAUGUUAUCAUUUCACAUCCUACUUCUUUUUUUUUCAGUCUCCAUCUUUGCAAUAAUUCCAAUUGGUGAAGAUAGAUUCAUUUCUACCAAAAGCUAUAAAGUGUCAAGUGUCCAGCUACCUCCUCAAGGAUUUGAAAACUAUUUACAACUGUUGAAAGCUUCACCUCAAUCAAAAGGUUUGAAUAUCCAAAAAGAUAGUGACAAUAAUAACAAUGGUUCAUCAAAUUCAACGGUGCUGAACUUGAAACCUGGUAUCACCACAUUACAAACAGAUGAAAACAAUGAAUGUUAUUUUGUCAAUACAACUAUUGGGAAGAAAGAGUUCCCAUUAAUCAUUGACACUGGAUCUGCUUACCUUUGGGUUUAUGGUGAUAAUUGUACGGAUAGUGCUUGUCAGAAUAAUGCAUUAUACACACCUGCCAGUUCAGAGAGUUCAACUUCGACUUUUGCCUUAGCUUAUGUCACAGGAACUGCAAGUGGUCAAGUUGUUGAAGAUAAUAUUAUUGUUAAUAAAUUGGCAACUACUCAAAAAUUUAAAUUUGGUAAAGCUGAUAAAGUUCCUGAUUUUUUCAAGAAUUAUCCAGUAUCUGGUAUAUUUGGACUACCUUCUAAUGAUUCAUCAGCUAUUCAGAGUAUUAUCUCAGCAUUAUAUGAUUCACAUGCUAUUUCUAUUGAGAAAUUUUCAAUAAGUUUGGGGAACAUUUCAAAUUCAACAGAUUAUCCAAAUUCAGGUAUUUUUGCAAUUGGUGACCCAAUCAAAGAAUUAUACAAAGGUGAUAUUCACUAUUCAGACUUGAUUGAAAACGACAGUCAUUAUUGGUUAAUCCCAAUUGAAUCUGUGACAUUGGAUUCAUUUGAUGUUAAUUUCACCAAUCCUGUUAAUCUUGGUGACGGUCAAGCAAAUUCAUCAACUUCAAGAAAGGCCAUUGUGGAUAGUGGUACAACUGUUCUUGCCCUGCCAAAACAAGAUGCUUUAGAUCUACACAGUUACUUCACAAAUUCAAUCACUGAUGGUACAAAUUUUGCAAUUUUGUGUAAUUCAUCAUUUAACAUUGGGCUCAACAUCAACGGCCAUGAUUGGACCAUAGAACCAGAAAACUAUCUUGGUGCCAAAUAUUCAGACCCUUCAAUGGCAGGCUAUUGUGUUUCAAAUAUCCAAGGUAUUGAUUCAGCUGCUGCUGAUUCUUGGAUUCUUGGCGCUGCAUUCUUGAAGAGUGUUUAUGCUGUGUUUGACGUUAAUAAUCAACAAAUUGGAUUUGCAACCAAGAAUGAAGAUGUUGUUUUAACUUCAACAUCCACAUCUCCAUCUUCAUCUGCUAUACAAACAAGCUCUGCUGCAUAUUAUGGGAACUCAUCAUCUAUAAUGACUUCAUUAUCAUCCAAUUCAUCUGCAUCAACUUCUGCAUCAAAGACAUCUCACAAAGCUGCUGAACAAUAUGGGACUUGA